AUGUCGUUCCUGCUCUCUACUUGCCGAAGGUCCAGGCGCAACGACGACGUGCAGCCGCCCCUGUCCGGCUAUGCCAAGUGGACGCACCGCCUCCAGAAGGAGCUCGUCAAGGAGAAGGAAGGCGAGAUGAGCCACAUCAUCAAGAUUCCUAUCGACGACGAGCUGCGACUCGGCGAGUACAUGGCGCUUGACCAGCCCGACCCCAAGGAAGAGGUCCUGCCCGAGACUAUCGAGAACCGGAAGCUGCAGCAGCUCGACGCCAUCUCCCACUGGAUUCGCGUCUCUAACCAGAACACCGCCUAA
Molecule: messenger RNA, 303 nt
Organism: Acanthamoeba castellanii str. Neff
Lineage: Eukaryota; Discosea; Longamoebia; Acanthamoebidae
Exons: 2
Coding region: 1-303 (100 amino acids)
Source: RefSeq, a predicted model, not a curated record